AUGCCUGGCGGGAAGUAUCAGAAGCCUCUCUGGGUGCCUUAUGAGCUUUACGGUCAGGUCGAUCACGUCUACGGAUGGCCUGCAUACAACUCGGGCAACGGAUUUACUGCUGCUCAAUCUGGUGUGAACAUCGUCGAGUGUGUGGGUUACAUAUACUAUCUCUAUCUGGUUUAUGUCCACGGCAGGACCGAAAAGCACGUACAGGGUACUGGUGCCCCCGACAAGCAGCAUGUUGGAAAGCUCGCACAGAGUCGAACGGUGUAUGGAACGGUUGCUGCGCAAGCCGUUGUUCUUCUAUACGGUGUGGCUCUCAUGACUUUGAGCAAGACUGUGCUUUACUGUAUGCUACGCCAAUGUCCUGAUCGUCAGCUUAUUGCGGCUAACAGUACUGUAGGGCUCAACGAGGUCUUCUCUGGAUUCGCCAACAUUGGUCACAAUGAUGCUUCGUCAAUCUUCUUCCUCUGGGCUCUUCCUAAUGGUCUCUGGAUCGUCCUUCCCUCAUAUCUUGUUUACGUGUCCGCAAAUGAGAUUUUGGAAGGUUUGCAGGUUGCUGUGGGCGGUACCAAAAAGUCUCAGUGA
This is a messenger RNA of Aureobasidium vineae, 579 nucleotides long. Lineage: Eukaryota; Fungi; Ascomycota; Dothideomycetes; Dothideales; Saccotheciaceae. The record is from the annotation of a GenBank genome assembly.